Molecule: messenger RNA, 3171 nt
Organism: Pterocles gutturalis (yellow-throated sandgrouse)
Lineage: Eukaryota; Metazoa; Chordata; Aves; Pterocliformes; Pteroclidae
Product: GREB1-like protein
Exons: 18
Biological process (GO): kidney development; multicellular organism development
Source: RefSeq, a predicted model, not a curated record
AUGGGGAAUUCAUAUGCAGGGCAACUAAAAUCUGCCCGUUUUGAAGAAGCUCUUCAUAACUCCAUAGAAGCUUCUCUGAGAUGUAGCAGUGUUGUCCCACGGCCGAUCUUCUCACAGCUCUACCUGGAUCCUGACCAGCCUCCUUUCUUGCCGGAAGAUGUGAAGCCAAAGGUAGAGGAGUUGGAUAAGGAGUUAGUACAUCGCUAUUCACAAAAUGGAAGCCUGGACUUUUCUAACAACCAAACUGUUAAUGAAAUGGAAGAUGAAGAGGAGGAUGAAGACAUGUCAGAUUCAAGUAGUCCACCAAUCCCGUAUUCACAAAAACCUGCCCCGGAAGGGUCUUGCACUACUGAUGGUUUUUGUCAAGCAGGCAAGGAUUUACGGUUAGUAUCUCUGUGCAUGGAGCAAAUUGAUAUCCCAGCAGGCUUCCUCUUAGUAGGAGCCAAAUCUCCCAACCUUCCUGAGCACAUUCUAGUCUGCGCUGUUGACAAGCGGUUUUUGCCAGAUGAUCAUGGAAAAAAUGCACUUUUAGGAUUUUCUGGGAAUUGUAUAGGCUGUGGAGAAAGAGGAUUUCGGUACUUCACAGAGUUUUCCAAUCAUAUCAACCUGAAAUUAACCACUCAGCCAAAGAAGCAGAAGCACUUAAAGUACUACCUAGUAAGGAGCUCCCAAGGUGUACUGUCAAAGGGACCCCUUAUUUGCUGGAAAGAAUGUAGGAGCAGGCAAUCAUCUGCUGUUAGCCUCUCUGCUAAACCAAAUUCUUCGGUGUCACCGUCCACGACCCCAGAGGGUGGAUCAGCUAAUGGAUACAAAUCAGGGUUCACUCAGACAGAUUCUUCAAUAUUCAGUCCAGCAAAAUCAUCUUCUGCUGUUAACUUAAGUGGAACUCAAGACCUGUCCCGGAACAAGAACAUUGUGAAACCUCUGGCUCUGUCAGUACAGCUUGUGGGAAAGACAGUUGCUGCAGCUCCUCUUUCACUGCGUGCCACUGAUGUUGCUAGUGGAAAUGCUAAUGGAGGAAGAAAUAGUGUAUUGAGUUCUACAGUCUCUCGGCCAAUGCCUCAUUCGACAUCUCCAAGCCCUGGCUGUGCAGCUGGAGACCAGGCAUCAAUGUCCAGUUCUGGGCCACCAAAGAAACGUCACCGGGGAUGGUCUCCUGGGUCCCCAGUUCCUCCUCCUAGUUCAGCGGUACCUGUUCCUACAAUUCGACCUUCGGCAAGAACAGAGCCUCUUUUGUCAGUCCCAGUUCCUCAAUCCAUGUUAACUGGAAUUUUACAGCCUCAACCCAUCCCAGCAGGGGAGACUGUAAUAGUUCCUGAAAACCUGCUGAAUAACUCAGGAGUCAGACCAGUGAUUCUGAUAGGUUAUGGCACUUUACCUUAUUUCUAUGGAAAUGUCGGUGAUAUUGUUGUAAGUCCCUUGCUGGUGAAUUGCUACAAGAUUCCACAGCUGGAAAACAAGGAUUUGGAUCUCCUGGGUUUGACCAGCAGUCAGAUGCUCAGUGUAGAGAAUAUGAUACUUUUAACCAUUCAGUAUCUUGUCCAACUAGGUCCUGACCAGAUACCCCUGAGGGAAGAAUUUGAGCAGAUCAUGUUGAAAGCUAUGCAGGAGUUCACUCUACGAGAGCGAUCCUUGCAGAUGAGCGCACAGUGUAUCUCUGUGUCACCAGGUCAACUCCCUUGGCUUGCUAGGUUAAUCGCUAGCGUGUCCCGGGACCUUGUGCAUGUGGUUGUUACCCAGAACUCGCUGGCAGAGGGCAUCUCGGAGACGUUGAGGUCUCUCAAUGAAAUGAAACAUCAGCAAAAGCUGCCAGAUUAUGUUGUUGCCAUUUGUGCAUCAAAGAUAAGAGGAAAUGAAUUCUGUGUAGUAGUCCUAGGUCAAUAUCAAUCUAGGGCACUUGCAGAGAGCAUGCUUACCACCAGUGAAUUUUUAAAAGAGAUCAGUUACGAGCUCAUCACUGGGAAAGUUAGUUUCCUGGCGUCGCAUUUUAAAAAUACAUCUUUAGGUGAUGAUUUGGACAAGCUGCUGGAGAAGAUGGUACAGCAGCGAGGGGAAAGUGUUGUUAUUCCGUUCAAUGGAGAUGUUAGUGAGUGCGUGUCAUCUCAGGAGGCAAUUGCCAUGGUUUCUACACAAGAACCGGAUUUGGAUGUUGAUACCUUCCAAAUUUACCAGCCACAGCUUACAGUUGCCAGAAAGCUCUUGUCCCAGGUUUGUGCUAUAGCAGACAGUGGCAAUCAGAGCCUGGAUCUGGGCCACUUCAGCAAAGUAGACUUCAUCGUUAUAGUUCCCCGUUCAGAAGUCCUGGUUCAAAUUCGACAAUCAGGUGUCCUUGUGGACUUGGGCCUAGAAGACAAUGGAACAGCCUAUCAGAGAGCUGAGAAAUACGUGGUUCAGCUAGACAAUGAGAUUCAAACAAAAUUUGAAGUUUUUAUGAGACGAGUGAAGCAGAAUCCAUAUACACUCUUUGUGCUGGUUCAUGACAAUGCCCAUGUGGAUUUUACAAGUGCCAUUUCAAGUUCCCUGUCACAUGGUGAGCCUAGUCAUGGUCUGGCUGAUAGAGUUAUUAAUUGCAGGGAGGUCCUUGAAGCAUUCAACCUCCUUGUUCUUCAGGUCAGCUCUUUUCCUUAUGCACUGCAAACGCAGCAGUCCAGGAUCAGCUCUAGCAAUGAGGUACAUUGGAUACAAUUUGAUACUGUGGAUGACGCAGCAAGUGAAGACAAGCUGUACUUUGGUUUGAAUGAAUACAGCAAAUCCCUCCAAUGGGGAGUCACAAGUCCCCUUCUGAGAUGUGACGAAACCUUUGAAAAAAUGGUCAACACACUUUUAGAAAGGUACCCCCGGCUGCACAGCAUGGUGAUUCGCUGCUACCUUCUCAUUCAGCAGUAUUCCCAAGCUCUGAUGGCUCUCACAACCAUGGCGUCACUAAGAGAUCACAGCACACCCGAAACGCUCAGCAUAAUGGAUGACCUUAUUACUUCUCCAGGAAAGGAUAAGAAUGGCUGUGGCCACAUGCUCGUCAUUAGGGUGCCGUCUGUGCAGCUAGCCAUGCUGGCCAAGGAGAGGUUACAAGAAGUAAGAGACAAGUUAGGUCUGCAGUAUCGUUUUGAGAUCCUCCUUGGGAAUCCUGCUUCAGAGCUUACUGUCGCGAAACACUUUGUGACACGGCUGAAG